AUGGAAUCAACCUCAGAACCAUCCGCCAAGGGGCGCGUAGAUUCACUAUUCUCGACUCUCCCCGAGACACCACUCGACGAGCCAUUUGCCGUGAAUGGAGCACACAAACAGGACUGCAGCCCAAAAAAGGUCAAUCUGGGAAUAGGGGUUUAUCGCACAUCCGAAGGAUCUCCCUGGCCCCUGCGCGUGGUCAAAGAGGCAGAAAAGCAACUGCAUGAAGCAGGCGAUGUCAAUAGACACGAAUACCUGAGCAUCCAAGGUGACUCGGAGUUCCUCACGCUCGCAGCCGACCUUGUUUUUGGAUUUGGUGAAGAUAAAGGCACGGCAGAAUCGGUCACUGAACAAGACCGAAAGCGGGUUGUCUCUAUACAGACAGUCUCAGGGACUGGGGCCAACAGGCUUGGCGCGGAGCUCCUGGCUCGGAAUGUCCGACCGGGCUGUGUUUGGAUUCCUGAUCCUACUUGGGCAAACCAUGAGACUAUCUGGGAUUUGGCAGGAGUUCCCAGAAAAGGAUACCCGUACUACGAUGCCACUCGCAAGGCUUUCGAUUUCGAUGGAACAUUCCGCACACUAUCAGAGUCGGCAAAGCAGAAUGAUGUCGUGAUUCUUCAUGCCUGUGCCCACAAUCCGACAGGCGCUGAUCCGACGAAGGAACAGUGGGAAAUGCUAGCCCAGUUGUGUAAAGAAAAGGGCAUCAUCCCCUUUUUCGAUCUUGCCUACCAAGGAUUUGCAUCUGGCAAUGCGAAGAAAGACGCCUGGGCCAUUCGACACUUCUUCCAUGAGCUCCACCAAGUCGAGUUCUGCGUUGCACAGUCCUUCUCGAAGAAUUUUGGGCUCUACGGGCAGCGAGUCGGUGCUCUACACGUUGCACUCUCUUCCACCGCCACAAAUGACGUUUCGCAGAGGGUGCUCGCAAAUCUGUGCCAUCUUGUUCGUGGAGAAUACUCUAUGGCUCCCAGAGGUGGUGCAGAGAUAGUCAAGACUGUUUUAAGUAGUCAGGAUCUCCGGGACAAAUGGCAGGAAGAUCUCACGACGAUGAGCCAGAGGAUCCAAGAUAUGAGGCAAGCCCUUUUCCAUGAGUUGAUGAGACUCGGUACACCCGGUGAUUGGAAACACGUUAUAAAUCAGAUCGGCAUGUUCACCUAUAUUGGAUUGACGGAAAGCCAAGUCAAAGUCAUGACAGAUAAGCAUCAUAUUUAUUUGCUGAAAUCCGGCAGAAUUUCGAUUUCUGGCUUGAAUGAGCGAAAUGUUCGGUAUGUUGCGACAGCAAUCGAUGAUGUUGUUCGCACGGUGGACUAG
Molecule: messenger RNA, 1299 nt
Organism: Penicillium paradoxum
Lineage: Eukaryota; Fungi; Ascomycota; Eurotiomycetes; Eurotiales; Aspergillaceae
Product: putative aspartate aminotransferase
Exons: 3
Coding region: 1-1299 (432 amino acids)
Biological process (GO): L-aspartate biosynthetic process
Cellular component (GO): cytosol
Molecular function (GO): pyridoxal phosphate binding; L-aspartate:2-oxoglutarate transaminase activity
Source: RefSeq, a predicted model, not a curated record